UAUUCCGGUGACGCAGUUGGUUGCUAGGUGUGAAUGAACUGAUGCUUUGUCUCAAUUAAGCUCCUCCUCAGUUUACAGGUCGAACACAACAAAGCAGCAUCUCUGUCCGUUUGCGUUGUCCCCGCUGUUCGGAGCUAAAUUAUGGCUCUUUGAUUCCGUCUUGUUGCUGGACCCUGAAAGAAGCCCGUGCUUUGCUUUAGCAACGCACCCCCAAGAACUCUACAGUUUCUCUGCAAGAAUGGAGUUUCAUUAUGCUCACCCUGCCCUGCUCUCUGUGGCCCAUCUGUCAGACCCCGCUCAUUCUCAGCCUAUGCCCGGACUUGGACUGAAUCAAAGCGUCAGCAGACAAAAUGAUGGCAACAUCGGCUCAUGUUUGGAAGACUCUUCGUGUCUGCCCGGCAGACCCCCUCACUCUCUCUCACCCACAGGCUAGCCACAGCCAAUCACAGGGGUGCAGGGGGGAGGUGUCAGAGGAGAGCCAGCACUUAAUUGGUGAUGGUCUCACUGACUGGAUGACGGAAGAAGUGGAUUUCUCCUCGUACCUCCCAAACCCUCCUUCCCCUCCCUCAUCCACCAAUGCCUCCCUUCCCCCUUCACCCCUUCAGAAUGAUAUCCAGGUGCCCUCUGACUUGGAGGUCAUGACCUCUUUGCUGCAAGAGGAACUUGCCCAACUAGAGGACUACUUCCUGUCUGAACCACUGCAAGAGAAAGGGCAGAGGUUGGGAAAAUGCGACAGGGGUCCACUGCCGGCGGGUCCUCAGCCGUUCAGUCAACUGCCAUAUGCAUCCUACUCCACGUCUAACCAAUCGGAUUCCAACCCUCUUCUUGUUACCCUGGCAACCGGAGAGCUGGACCUGCUGAGCAUCUGUGGUGGGUCGAUUGGGCGAUCCAAGAUUCCAAGACACACCCCGUACAGCUGCAGUCGCCCAAGUGGGUGUGGUAGGAAAAGAGUUGUGGACGGCGUUAGGUUCAGUGAAGGCUAUGACAACAGCUUGUUGAGCUCCAAAGGAAGUAACUCAGGUAUCUCUGCUGUGGCCCUUAACGGUAGUUACGGUUGUGUAGAGGAUGAUCAAUUGGUUGGGAAAAGCUAUUGUCUGGGUAGUACUAUCGAGCUUAGAAGAUGUGCCAGUUUACCCAAAGAAGAGAAAAACUGCUGUUUUACUCAAGAUGUGAUAAGUGGUGCAAAGGUCGUUGGUGGUGGUUUUGGCUUUGGUGGGUCUCCUGAUGCCCAACAUAAGAAGGAGGAUGUGUUGAUGUACAGCAUGAGGGAGGUCAGUGGAGGCACCAGUAACAACGAAGUGCUGAGCAGUAUCAAGACUAGCGUGGAGGUGACAAAAGCCACGGUGUCUUGGAAAAGCGACAGCAGCGACGGGUGUUAUGUUCCUGCAGCGCCACAGGCUGAAGCCUACCAUAGUUUCUUGGGAAAUAUCAAUGAACAGGUGAAAACGGAGAGUCUCCAAAUACUUCAGCCUGAGUUGCACUGUAAUUACCUAGAGCAUCAAGCCCCAGAAUGUUUUCUGAUGGCCAGAGAGAGUCUGAACCUGGACUCUCCAGGGCACAGGCAAGCCUGCAGGCUGAGGGAAGACCACUGCGCUGUGAAAUACGAAGUGGACAUCGUUCCGCACGAAGGAGGGGAGCGAAAACAAAAGAAAAGGGAUCAGAACAAAACUGCCGCCCAUAGGUAUCGCCAGCGAAAAAGGGCGGAGCUAGAUUCUUUAGAAGAGCAACUGCAUUGCCUCGAGGGAAGGAACCGGGAGCUGCGCGACAAGGCGGAGUCGGUAGAACGAGAGAUCCAGUACGUUAAAGACCUGCUGAUUGAAGUUUACAAGGCGCGCAGCCAAAGGCUCAAGCAGGACUCAACGGCAUAGCAACGGUUUCCUGCAAGUACCGUACGAUCCAGCCUCGCGGGAAAAACGUGUAGCCUUUAGUGUUUUUCAUUUAUGUUGAGAAUUUAUUUUAUUCGUUAUUAUUUUUAUGGUGUGAGGACAACUGCAUGCUUUGCUAACGUAAAUUAUUUUCUACACUUUAAAUCAACUUGAUCUUCCAUUGAUAUCACAGAAAAAUCACUCGAGCCUUCACUGUGGCAUUGCACCACAUUUUACUGACAAUCAUUUUUAACAGAUCUUCCUCUUUGUGAAUUGACUAGUUUCAUUUCCUUUUAUUUUUAGAAAUUAAUGUAAUUUACAAAGCAGGUUAUAUAUUUUAAUAGCCUUACAUGAAAAUUGAUGUCAGCAAUAGCCCUGAAUGUUUUUUAUUUAUUACUUUCUACUUUCUUGUCUUAAUUUAUUUUAUUUUUACUAUUUCCAUUCUCAGUUUUUGUAUUCUAAGCUUUCCAUUAUCGUACAAAUACUAAAUCACUUAAUCUAUUUAUCAGAUUUACUGUUAAGAGGAUCGCAAAAACAAACUCGCAUAAAAAAAGAAAAUCUCAAAACUGGCUUCAUUCGUUUUUUAAAAAUUGUUACAACUUCUGACUUUGUUUGAAUCACCGCUUAAAAUAUUCUUGUUAUUGAGAUUUGUAAGAAUUUCACCCUGCUUUUUAAGAAACGUUUAUUUUAAAUGUGUUUUCUUGUAACGGUUUCUUUUUUAUGUAACAAAUAAAACUACAGCAACAUUUUUAGCAAUAGUAACAAAUCGUGUCCAAUUUACUUGUGACCAAAACACAAAUAUUGUGUCCUUUACAGUUUUGAGGUGAAAACUGACAAUUUGUUGUGACGAUUCUUCUCUUGCUUCUUUUGUAGUGAAUGAAUUGUAUUUCCAGCUCAGGAUUCACAUUUAUCUUCCAGAUGGAGAUAAACUGGAAGCUCCUCAGUUCUUCAUCUUUAUGUGGGAAAGAUUUAACAUUUUCCCAGUUGGAGUUUUACAUCUGUGCAAAUAUUACAGGUUUUUGUGUUUUAGCCUCUGCAUGCGUUUGCAUUAAUGUGCUCUUUCUGAAAUAGAAUAGUGAGAAUUAUUUCUCUGAACUGCUUAAGGUAAUAAGAAUUUUAGCCUACAGCUAAUCUGCACUAAUUUCUAACAAUUUUUUUAUUUUUCGAGGAAACAAAUGUGUUUUUUUUUUACUUUUUGAAAACUUUAUUUGAAGAUUAUUUUGUAAUUUACUAAUUAUGUCAGUAGAAUUUUUUUCUUUGCACAUUUAUUUAUAGACAAUCUUGACUAUUAGAGCCGACAUGAGUUCAUGUGUCUGUUUUUGUCUAAAAGUUCACGUCAGGAUGUUUUUAAGCCCUGCGGUGUACUAUCAAUAAAACAAGUUGAAACCAAAAAUGCAACAUAUGUUAUGCUUUGUGUUUUAACUUUUAUUGUUCACACUUUUCUUUUGUUUCAUGUAAACUUGCUUCUUUACAAAAAGGAAAAUAAAGUGUGACACGGA
Molecule: messenger RNA, 3364 nt
Organism: Nothobranchius furzeri (turquoise killifish)
Lineage: Eukaryota; Metazoa; Chordata; Actinopteri; Cyprinodontiformes; Nothobranchiidae
Gene: atf5a
Product: activating transcription factor 5a
Biological process (GO): regulation of transcription by RNA polymerase II
Cellular component (GO): nucleus
Molecular function (GO): DNA-binding transcription activator activity, RNA polymerase II-specific; RNA polymerase II transcription regulatory region sequence-specific DNA binding
Source: RefSeq, a predicted model, not a curated record